Molecule: messenger RNA, 3885 nt
Organism: Thecamonas trahens ATCC 50062
Lineage: Eukaryota; Apusomonadida; Apusomonadidae
Product: small GTP-binding protein domain protein
Exons: 1
Coding region: 1-3885 (1294 amino acids)
Molecular function (GO): protein binding
Source: RefSeq, a predicted model, not a curated record
AUGACGGACGGGUGGAGUCUCCCGGCGACACCCAGCCAUGCGUACCUUCUCUCGGAUACCGACUCUGACUCUGAGCUGUACCCGCACCUUGCUGCACCCUCCUCGCCGCCUUCCCUGGACCACCACCUGGCCGACGAGUUGGAGGCUGAGAUCGCCGCCGCCGCCGCCGCUCUCACUGCUGCUCCGCUUGCGCCGUCCCAGUCGGCGUCGGAAGACCCCGCUACAUCCGACACAACUGCGGGUGGUCGGCUCGCUGCCGAGUCGGGCCUGCUCUCUAUCGCACAGCUGGAGGCGGUUCUGGCCCGGACCGGCGAAGAGGCGGAUGCCGACCACAGCCUCGCUCGCUCGCAACACGAUGCUCUCGAUCAGGAGCUGGACGCCAUGUACGAGGCGAGGGUCGACGCCCAGGCUGCGGCCGCAGAAGUGGAGAGCUACCGGUUGCAGACCGCCCUCGAAGACGCCGCGUACUUUCGGGAUGUCAUGGACUUUGCCGCUGGAAACAGCAUCGGGCGGCAGGAAGAGCAGCAAGGCGAUGGAGCCGACGUCGAGGCGGGCGCAGCGACGCCUGAGGUGGCGGCAGCUGAAGCUGAAGCUGCGGCUGUGGCGGCCAAGGCUGCCGAGGCUGCGGCCUUGGCCGAAUUGGAGGUGCGGCUGGCUGCAGAGCGUGAGGCCGCCGAGGCCGAGGCUCGGAAGAGGCAGGCGGCCAUCGAGGCCCAGCUGCAAGAGUCACGCCGCGCGCAGGCGCUGGCCCGCAAGCAGCUCGAGGAAGAACAAGCCGCUGAGGCUGCUGCCCGAGCGCGCGAGCUGGAGAUGCUAGCGCGAGCCGAGGAGGAAGAGCGCGCCCGAGAGGCCGAUCGCGACACCCGCCGCCAGGCUGCCGAGGCCCGGCUGCGUGCCGCCGAGCUCGCUGCUCAGGCCGAGGCCGAGGCUGAGCGUAUGGCCGCCGAAGAAGCUCGUCUCGUCGCCGAGCGUGAGGCCGCCCGUCUCGCCGCCGAGCGCGAAGCCGCCCGCCUUGCCGCCGAGCGCGAAGCCGCCCGUCUCGCCGCCGAGCGCAAAGCCGCCCGCCUAGCCGCCGAGCAGAGAGCCGCGCUCCGCCAGGCUCAGCAGACGCUGGCAGCUGACAUCACCCGUGGGCGCUGGUCCGAGUACGUUGAUCCGGUGCUUCUGGCUUGUCGGCGGGAGACGGACCCAACCUGUCCCGCAGCAGAAGCGACAGCACCUCUCGAGGCGCUGGCUGCGGCUGAGCGACUGGCACCACUGCGUCCGUCGCCACCGGCAGCAGCUGGCUCGUCGGCAGGCGAGGACCAGGUGGACGAAGACGACAGCUCGCCGCUUGCACCGUUCCAUCUGGCGAUGAAUUACGCACCGAACACGCCGAUGACAGAGGUCAAGGUGGUGAGUGUGCAGGUCGAAGGCAUUACAACGCUUGCAGACGCGCUGGCUGACGUUCCAGCUAUUGUCUCGCUCAAUCUCAACACCAACGCGCUGACGCGGGUGGGCGAUCUGAGCGCAAAUCGCGAACUCGCCAUUGUCAAGGUUGCCGACAACAAGGUGGCGGCUCUCGACGGCCUUGCGCCGCUGCGCAAGCUCCGGUGGUUGGACGUGUCGGUUAACGCGCUGACCCGCCUCGGACCGAGUGUACGGCGGCUGGAGAGUCUAGUGCGGCUAGAGGCGAACAACAACUCGCUGUUUAGCCUUGCAGACGUGCCGGCGUCUCCGAACCUGGUCGAGCUUGCUGCCUACCGCAACAGGCUUUCAUCGCUUGAUGCAUUGCCGAGACUGCCGUCACUGACCGCACUCGACGUGGGCCGCAACGAGCUUGCCACGCUUCCGGGCAACAUUCUAGCCCGAGCGCCGCACCUGAUCAAGCUCGUGGCGUACGAGAAUGCGCUGAGGGAGCUUCCGGAAGUGGCAGCGACACCGCUUCUAUCGUCGCUAUGGGUCAACGGCAACGCGCUGAGUGGGACGCCGUGCGUCGAUGGCCGGGAAGUGCCGCUGCUGCGUGAGCUGUAUCUGGGCGAGAAUGCUCAAGUGACCUCGCUGCGCAUGCCACACAUGCUGCCCUUCCUCCACUCACUGCACCUCCCGUUCACGAGUCUGGAACUCUUGGACGACCUGGAGCGGAUGCUGCGAGCAACACCGCUGCUCUCGUCGCUGCGAAUCCAUGACACACCGCUGGCGAGGUCAGCGGCAGCCGGCGCGGUGCCGCUGGUGUGCUCUGCGCUGCUGCCGUGCCUGUCGGAGCUGGAUAUGAAUCCGUUUGAGCGCGUGGCAUCAGUGGCACUCGCGGCAAUUGCGGCAACCGACGGUGGCGCAGCUCGGCAUCGCCGUGUACUGCGAGAGCGGGGCGCACGGCUGGCGGCAACGCUGCGGACAUCCCGACCGGCGUGCUGGCGAACCGGGCAGCAGUGCGCUCCACGCGCAUCGGAGCCGGCUACUCAGUGGUGGUUGCUCCACGCCACCAAGGCGGCCCGGGUCGAGGCGCUUGCCAGCGCCGGUGCGCGGCGAGUUCGACUCGCGCCGUUUGGGCCACAAGCUGCUGGACUGCCCGAGGCCGAGCGCGUGCUUCUGGGCGACGAGGCGCGACUGGAGGUGCUGGGCGAGCAGGCGAGCCUGGCUCAGGCGCUUGCCCAGCUCACCAGGCUUACACUCACGACUGCAGUUCCUGCGGGGUACGUGGAUGCUGUGCGAGAGCGGGCCGAGACCAAAGCGGUGAUCACGCUCCAGCGGUGGUGGCGGCGAUCGCUGGACAAGCGGGCGGCUGCAGCGAGCCACGCUGCCAGCGUGAUUGCGGCGGCCUGGCGUGGGUAUGCAGUUCGGACCAAGAGCACGGCGCCGGGGCCGACGGCGUGGCGGGCACGGUCAAGGACAAGGGAGGCGGCGGCAACCAAGGUGCAGGCGGUGUGGCGUGGGGCGCGGAUGCGGCUGCGGCUGGCACGGGCGCGCGAGGCUGCGCGAGCUGGCUUGUGGGAUGAUGACGAUCUUGACGAGUUUGAUGACGAGCUGGACACCGAGUGGUUGACUCAGGGAGCGCCGAGCUCGGGCCUCUCGCUCGACUCUCUGCCUGCAGUCCAGCUAGAUGCGGCGACAGUGGCGUCGAUUGCACAGGCGUGGUCGACGCCGCCGGCGCCUGCUCCAGCAACGGGCGGGCGGAGCGAAGCUAGCAGCAGCGUAGUGUUGAUCUCUUCCGCCAGCGCGGAGACUGGCGACGGAGGGUCAUGCGAGUCAAGCGGUGACGAUGGCUACGUACCGGUGUACCGGGCGCCAGGCUCGCGGGAGCGGAUUGUGGGGGGUGUUGCGCCACAAGCAGCGUCGCCGACGACAGCGCGGCCGAGCUCUGCGGCGACCAACACGUCGUUUGAGUCGACGCUCACGACGACUUCGUCGUCGACGGCAUCCCCGGAGGAGCCGCGUCGGAGCUCACGCGGCGCAGUACCGGCUAAGGUCCAGGACAUGGCCGCGGAGUGGGGCAUCACCAACCCGGCGACGAUUGCGGCAAUGGCACGGAAGCAGUCGCGGAUGAAGCGGCUGAUGAAUGCCAAACAGCGGCGGCGCAAAAUGGCGGACCCGUCGGUGCGGAUGGAGGCGUUCCGCAAGCGCAACGCGCUGCCGUCGCGUGAGAAGCCAUACAAGCCUGUGACGCCCGUGUACGCCAAGGCACGGGUGGUGGCGGCCCGCAAGCAUCGGCGGCCCAAACGGCCGCGGCCUGGGUACAUGCAGCCAUCCCCGCAGGCGCAGCGACGGCAGGCAUCAGCAGUGGCGACAAGCGACGAGGAGGACGAGUAUAUUGAGGCGGUGGCGAUCGGCAUGCGUCCAACGACGCCACUCGAGCUCCGAUCCGUGUCGUCUGCAGGCUCCGAGGGCUACGUCCUACCGCAGCUGUAA